Messenger RNA from Myotis brandtii (Brandt's bat), 1658 nucleotides. RefSeq names its product fibrinogen gamma chain (gene FGG). Gene Ontology annotation, cellular component: fibrinogen complex. Lineage: Eukaryota; Metazoa; Chordata; Mammalia; Chiroptera; Vespertilionidae. The record is from RefSeq and is a predicted model, not a curated record. Gene Ontology annotation, biological process: blood coagulation; platelet activation; protein polymerization. Gene Ontology annotation, molecular function: signaling receptor binding. The transcript has 10 exons. Bases 136 to 1449 code for a protein of 437 amino acids.
CCCCCACCUCCCGGUAAGAAGAUCCCGUGAUCAGCUUCAGCCACUGGCAGGCAGUCCUGGUCAUCCUCAGAGUUUACAUAAAGGGACUGUUGAAGCCCAAGAGGCCACAGUGCUGAUACAGGGCUCCCGGACAUCAUGCAUUGGUCCUUGCACCCCCGGAGUUUAAUUCUCUACUUCUACACUCUUUUAUUCCUGUCUUCAACAUGCCUAGCAUUUGUUCCCCCCACAGACAACUGCUGCAUCUCAGAUAAAAGAUUUGGUCGUUACUGCCCGACUACAUGUGGCAUUGCAGAUUUCUUGCUUAAUUACCAAACCGAAGUAGACCAGGAUCUACAGUCUGUGGAAGAAACCUUACGUAAAAUCAAAAACAACACAUCAGAAGCCAAAGAACUGAUCAAACAAAUCCAAAGCGUCGAUAAUCCUGAUGGCCUACCGAAGUCAGAUAAGAUAGAAGCUGCUGUUAAGGAAUCUCAGAAAAUGAUGGAAGAUAUUAUAAAAUUUGAAGCAUUGAUUAUAUCACAUGAAUCAAGUAUUCGAUUUUUGAAGGACAUAUAUAAUUCAAAUAAUCAGAAGAUCGCUACCUUAAAACAGAAAGUAGUCCAGCUUGAAGCAAAGUGUCAAGAGCCUUGCAAAGACACAGUCAAAAUACACGAUAUAACAGGGAGAGAUUGUCAAGAUAUUGCCAAUAAGGGAGGCAAAGAGAGUGGGCUUUACUUUAUCAAACCUCUGACAACUCAGCAGCAGUUCCUAGUCUACUGUGAAAUGGAAAAAAAUGGAAAUGGAUGGACUGUGCUUCAGAAGAGGCUUGAUGGCAGUGAGGAUUUCAAGAAAAACUGGAUCCAAUACAAAGAAGGGUUUGGACAUCUGUCUCCUACGGGCACCACAGAAUUUUGGCUGGGGAAUGAGAAGAUGCAUUUGAUAACCACACAGUCUGCCAUCCCAUAUGUAUUAAGAGUGGAGUUAGAGGACUGGACUGGCAGAAUCGCUACUGCAGACUAUGCCAUGUUCAGUGUGGGGAAUGAAGCUGACAAAUACCGCCUGAAGUAUGCCUACUUCAUGAGUGGAGAUGCUGGAGAUGCCUUUGAUGGCUUUGAUUUUGGCGAUGAUCCUAGUGACAAGUUUUUCACAUCCCACAAUGGCAUGCAGUUCAGUACCUGGGACAAUGACAACGAUAAGUUUGAUGGUAACUGUGCUGAACAGGAUGGAUCUGGCUGGUGGAUGAACAAGUGUCAUGCUGGCCACCUCAAUGGAGUUUAUUACCAAGGUGGCACUUACUCAAAGACAUCUACGCCAAAUGGCUAUGAUAAUGGCAUUAUUUGGGCCACUUGGAAAUCUCGUUGGUAUUCCAUGAAGAAAACCACCAUGAAGAUAAUUCCAUUCAACAGAGUCAACAUAGGGGAAGGGCAGCAGCACCACCUUGGGGGAUCCAAACAGGCUGGAGACGUUUAAAAGACCAUUUCAAAAGUGAAUUUACUUUUUUAAAGGACUUUAUCUGAAUGAUAAAUAUAAUAUUUUUCAUAUGGGACAAUGGACUCAUAAAGCCAUACUUCAUUUUAAGAGAAAAAAGAACCCAUGUUGAAAACUCCACUAACUGUUUUAUGUUGGUGAUAAUUUAUCUACAUGCCAUUUCAAUAAACGUUGUGUUUCCUAAGACUAAA